Molecule: messenger RNA, 3937 nt
Organism: Ctenopharyngodon idella (grass carp)
Lineage: Eukaryota; Metazoa; Chordata; Actinopteri; Cypriniformes; Xenocyprididae
Gene: pip5k1aa
Product: phosphatidylinositol-4-phosphate 5-kinase, type I, alpha, a
Exons: 16
Coding region: 276-1976 (566 amino acids)
Biological process (GO): phosphatidylinositol metabolic process
Molecular function (GO): phosphatidylinositol kinase activity
Source: RefSeq, a predicted model, not a curated record
CCGCUUGUUUGGGAGGCUCGAGAGGAGCGAGUACGCUUCCGAUUCAGCGGGUUAUUUACUUCGGAAUUCGGAUGGACCCAGUAAAGUAAUAAUAACAACAAUUUCGAGUACCUCAGAGAUUCGCACGAGGUAUCGAGUCGUUCUGUGAACGUAAACAGAAGUUUAACUAUACUGUUUUUGAUUCUUGAGUAAGAAACGAAGUGAAUAAGUUGAGGGCUGUGCUGCAUAAACCACAAGUGAAAACAAGCAGGACCAUAUGAAACUUCCGCCAGAAAAUGGCUACGCCGGCUGUAGUUUCCACGGAUGGAGCGAGCUCCAGUAUUCCUGGAAAUCGAAAGAUGGCUUCUUCGGAGGGUCUGAGCAUCUCGAGUUCAUCCCAGACGAACAAAAAGACCUUGGGUCACAGAGGGAUUGACCCCACUGGAGAGACCACGUAUAAAAAGACCACAUCAUCUGCUUUGAAAGGUGCCAUUCAGCUGGGCAUCACACACAGCGUAGGAAGCUUGAGCCAGAAGCCAGAAAGAGAUGUGCUCAUGCAGGAUUUCGAAGUGGUAGAAAGCAUCUUCUUUCCCAGUCAAGGCAGUAACUCAACUCCAGGUCAUCACCAUGGUGACUUCAAGUUUAAAACUUAUGCUCCCAUUGCAUUCCGCUACUUCAGAGAGAUGUUUGGGAUCCGACCUGAUGACUACCUGUACUCUCUUUGUAAUGAACCCCUUAUCGAGUUGUCUAACCCUGGAGCGAGCGGGUCUAUCUUCUACGUUUCUAGUGAUGAUGAGUUUAUCAUUAAGACGGUUCAACACAAAGAGGCAGAAUUCUUGCAAACACUCCUGCCAGGUUACUUCAUGAACCUGAACCAGAACAUGCGUACACUGCUUCCCAAGUUCUACGGCCUCUACUGUGUUCAGGCCGAGGGGAAGAACAUCCGAAUUGUAGUGAUGAACAACCUGCUGCCACGCGCUGUACCCAUGCACCUUAAAUUCGACCUGAAGGGCUCCACACACAAGCGACGUGCUUCGCCUAAAGAAAAGGCCAAGAGUGUGCCCACGUUCAAAGACCUAGACUUUAUGCAGGACAUGCCUGAGGGCAUACUACUGGAGAGUGACCACUACAGCGCCCUCUGUAGGACCAUUCAGAGAGACUGUCGGGUACUACAGAGCUUUAAGAUCAUGGACUACAGUCUGCUGGUGGGUAUCCAUAACUUGGACCGGGCAGGUGAAGAGGUGUCUACUGCUGUGCCCGAUACCCAGAAAAAGGCACCAGGCCAGAAGCCCCUUUACUGUACAGCCAUUGAGUCUAUUCAAGGGGAGUCUAAGGGCAGGACUUCACCACAGCCCUACGAAAGCAUGGGAGGAAUUCCCGCAUUCAGUUCAAAAGGAGAAAGAUUGCUGGUUUUCAUCGGCAUCAUUGAUAUCCUUCAGUCUUAUAGGCUUGUAAAGAAGUUAGAGCACUCAUGGAAAGCUCUGCUGCAUGAUGGGGACACGGUAUCCGUGCACCGGCCAAGUUUCUAUGCAGAUCGUUUUCAGAAGUUUAUGUGCAACACAGUCUUCAAAAAACCUCCAUUGAAAACCUCUCCCUCAAAGAAAAGUCGUGUGGGAACUGUCUCUGGUGGAAAGAAGUCAAACAUUGCAGUAUCUGGACAAUCACAACAGUCCCUUCCUGUAGCAGCAGAACAAACACAGCCACAACAGACUACAGUGCAGCUGUCCAGCAGUGAAGCUGUGUCUCUCAGCCCAGACACUCAAGGAGACAGCGGUGCUCGUCCUGACCUGCUCCCAAAACAGGUUACUGAAGAUGAGAUCACGAGUAGCUCAGCUGAUACAACCCUGUCAGCAACCUCUCCUGUAAGCUCUCGGCCAUCCACAAACACUCCGGCUCUAAGUCGUAGCAGUAUAACUGCCCAGUCAUCAGGGGAAAGUUUGGAUAUCGAAGUCAUUUCACUCACUGAGAUUGUUCCUCAGACAAGCACCUCAGAAUGAAAGACGAUGGAUGAACAGGACAAAAUAAAGCCCUCAAGGACAAAGAUUUACUCCCUUUUAAGGGUAUCAGAACAGGAUGUAAAAUAAAAACAUGAAAGUAAGAUGGAGUUGCUGUAAACACCCGAGGAAGUGGAAACCAGAGAAUCUGGAUUACAAAAGAGAGAAGUGCGCGUUCAUAAAACUUCAGGAUAACGAUUCCCCCCCCCCCCUUUUUUUAUAUAUAUAUAUAUAAAUAUAUAUUUUUGGAUGUCAGUACAUCCAAUAUUGCUGCUAAGAAAUGGAACCAAAUGAAAGAUGCCACUGGAGUACCUCAACAGUGUGAUAUCACUGUUCUCAAACAGAGACAUAGAAGCAGUUCCAUUUUUACAAGAACUUCCAGAACCUGAUAAUGUUCACAGCAGAAGUACAGUGAUGAGAAUUUUGCAUCAUGUGACUGGCUCUUGGAGAACAAACUGGUCUUUUGAGGACCUCUGUGAGUGUUUUGUAGUGGACUUCAUUUGACCAUGCAUCUUUUUUUUUUCUCUUAGUUUGCCAAGGAGACCAAUCUGCUGGAGUCAUGUUAUUUACUUUGCUAAGGAAAGAAAGAAAAUCUGGUUAAUUGUGAGACAUUUUUAAAGACAUUUUAGGAAUAUGGCAUGAUUAUCUACCAAAAAAAAAAAAGUUGGAUGAGUCAAUCCAGAUCAGGUUGCCUGAACAAUCACGUAACAAGACACUUUUUCAAAACUAUGAAUCUGUAAAAUGGGUUCGAUUUUGGUUUUAGAAAUGGAUUCAAAUGCAGUACUGUGAUGUUGUAUUGGAUAUUUAAAUGUGCCUUAAUCACAAGAGUUAUUUUGCCUUGUCAUUAACAGGAAGCGUUUCACUGUAUUUGAUGCCUGCAAGUGGAUUUUGCUGAACUGCAUGGUCACCUAUACAAAAACACACUAUAUACAGUAUCUCACUCUCAAAUAACAGUCUGUCAUGUGUGACUGACCUAUUUACAUAAUUUAAAAAAUAUUUGGAGUUAGUUUGGAGAUUUAUAUACUUAAACUUUACAUUGUUUGCAAAAAAGAAAGCAAAAGCAAACACAUCGCUUUUGUAACCUUGAAAUAUUAUACCACAUAUAAAAGACCUAAUUCAGUAUUUCGGCUUGCAGGACUAAUAUUUUUGUUUGUUUGUUUUUUGUUAUUGUGUAGCGUUGAUUUUAAAAUAGCAGUUUUAAAGGCACAAUAAGACAGACCUGGCAGAACAGCUACUGUAAAACAAAAUAAUAUAUAGCAUCUGUACCGUCUUGAGUGUCUUUUAAUGAAAUUUAGUUUACAUAGACUGUAUAGCAUAGGAUCUUCUCUUAAGGCCUCAGAUUUGUGGAGAGAAUUGAAAUCAAACUAAACUAAAUCCUGAACAAAACUUUUUCUUUUCAGCAUCGUUUUUGAAUGUGUAUGCUAAUCAGUCAGCCUGAAUGCAGAGACAUUGGUAAUGAAGAUGCAUAUAUUAUGAUAUAUGGAUAGGUUGUUGAGUAAGGGAACAUUGCUGGAUCUUUUUCUGUGACAAUUUUUUAUAAACAACAUAAACAUUCCUGUACAAAGUCAUAUUUAUUUGUAUGUUUGCAUGUAAUUUAUUUCUUUAUCUCAAGUUCCAAAGUGUCUAUUGUGGCAAGGUAUGUAAAUUGACACCUGGUGGCUGUGUAAAUUUGUUUGGGCAGGUGAAUGCGUUUUUUACUGUACACUCACGAUCUGGGAUUCCUGUGCAAUUGCUGUUUGCUCUGAAAAUGCUGCCUUCAUCCUUAUUGUCUUAUCAAACUGAGAAUUGUCUUUAGUAGCUUUAAUUUAAAAUAUUUCUGUCUUACAGUGACAUUCAUGUAUUACUUCUCUCUGUCAGAGGUUGAGACUUUUGGAGUGGAAAAUAUUGCAACAUUUCAUGCUGUGUGCAAAUUAAUGAAAUAAACAACACUGAAAAAAAAAAAAAAAAAAAGUAAAAUGAAUUAA